Sphaeramia orbicularis (orbiculate cardinalfish) is the source of this 2948-nucleotide messenger RNA. RefSeq names its product zinc and ring finger 2b (gene znrf2b). Gene Ontology annotation, molecular function: ubiquitin protein ligase activity. Gene Ontology annotation, biological process: proteasome-mediated ubiquitin-dependent protein catabolic process; protein K48-linked ubiquitination. Gene Ontology annotation, cellular component: intracellular membrane-bounded organelle; membrane; cytoplasm. Bases 570 to 1253 code for a protein of 227 amino acids. The record is from RefSeq and is a predicted model, not a curated record. The transcript is spliced from 5 exons. Lineage: Eukaryota; Metazoa; Chordata; Actinopteri; Kurtiformes; Apogonidae.
CUCUCUUUUGGUUGGAGCUCAAUGUUAGAAAUCAUGUACAAACAGCAGCGAACCCGCACUUGUUUUAUUGUGAAAGUCUGUAGCGGAAGUGCCGUUAGCCUGUGCUAGCUUGCCUGCUAGCUGAGCUCCAGGCUCCUCUGCGGCUCAGAAGAACCGGGGGAGUGCGGGACUUCGUCCUCCAUCACUUCCUUCUUUUCGGCAAUGUGCUGUGAGGCAGGGAGGUGUGAGCAGCUCCGCACCCCUCCGCGCUGCUCGGGAGCCAUGGCGGAGCGGACACUGAGGAGGAAGCAGCGGCCGGAGCUCGGCGGGUCGUCGGCGGCUUUCCCUGCCCCGCACCGCGGACACGAGUGUGCGUGACGGACCGCGAUGGUGAAGUUUUCCUGCGUGUGCACCGCUGUCACGGCCGGCCCGUCCACUUUUCACUCACUGACAUUGUCCUCAUCUCCAUGGGAUCGUAGCGUCGCAGAGUUUGUUGUGCUUUUCUUUGCUCCGGGACGCGUGUCCGGUUAAAGCCGUCCGCCUGACGGGGCGCCGCGGUAGUAUUCACAGCCGAACCAGCGGAGGUCCAGAUGGGGGCGAAGCAGAGCAGCCCGACCGCUAAUCCGGCCGCUAACGGACGGACCAGAGCCUACUCCGGCUCGGACCUGCCCUCCGGCACGGCCGGCGGCAACGGCGGCAACGUCAACCGGACGAGCGCCGGGGGUGUGAGGUACCGCGCGUACGGCGCGUCCGGAGCCUCCGCAGCCUCGUCCAGCGCCGGCCAGCACAUCGGAGCCGGCAGGAGCAGGUCCGUGGGGGGCUCCGGGGGCUCCGGGACCAGACCUCAGUCCGGUAUCAACAUUCCCAACAGCGGCGGAGUGUACAGCUCCCCGGAGUCCGGAGGCAGCAGCCCGGAGGAGGCGGCGGACCGGGACAGAGCGGGCGGAGGACACGACGGUCCCCGGCUGGUGAUCGGAUCUCUGCCCGCGCACCUGUCCCCUCACCUGUUCGGAGGCUUCAAGUGCCCCGUAUGCUCCAAGUUUGUCUCUUCUGAUGAGAUGGAUCUGCAUCUGGUCCUGUGUUUAACCAAACCCAGAGUGACCUAUAACGAGGACGUCCUGACCAAGGAUGCAGGAGAAUGUGCGAUCUGUCUGGAGGAGCUGACCCAGGGGGACACCAUCGCCCGGCUGCCCUGCCUCUGCAUCUACCACAAAGGAUGCAUCGACGAAUGGUUUGAAGUGAACAGAUCAUGUCCAGAGCAUCCAUCAGAUUAAAGCUUUUUUUGCACAGGUACCGCACCAUGAGAGCGAUCUGCUUAAAGUGGAUCCAGGAGACUGCUGGACACUGUGACCCCACCCCCAUAACCCCCCCACCAAUAAUGUAGUACCACAGUGUGCCAAAUCUCAUCCAAGCAAACUUCAGGGAUUCAAAGUUUAAUGUUUGUGUUUGAGUUGCACAUCCACGCUCACUGUCAGACCGGACAUGGCGUCCUCCACGGCGUUGCCACAGGUGGGGGCCAAUCAGACGGCGGCUUUCGGGACUCCGGGUGUGGUCCCGGAGGCAGAGGCGGGGGCAGGGUGCAGAGAGGGGUGGGUUUGAUGACAGAUUGUCCCUCCCCUCCUUCUUUUAGCAGUGCCUUGUCAUUGUUAUUGUUAUUGUUGCGGAUGCGAAGCCCGGACACAGCGGAGGCGGGACGGACGAUGCGUUGUCACGGCCGCCGCUCCAGGAGAAACCCAUCGCCACCGGGAUGCACUCAGAAGCAGCGGCGAGCGUCCGCAGUAGCAGCACAGACGUGUUCCGAACUGAAGCUGUUGCGAAAAUUGGUGCCAAUCAACUGUGAAUAUUCUCAAACUCACUCAAUCAUCAGUGCUUUUUAAUCAUGAACUGCGGAGCGGAGUUCGUCACGGGAAACGGAAACCUGCGGCAAAGCUUGAAACGGACUCCCGACUAAUCUACCUGAACCCAGGAGGGACAAAACACCCACACACACCUGGAUUCUGCAGCCACUGGAUACUUACAGUGUGUUCAGACCAAAAGUAAAGCCAGUUUUCACCCUUGAAACAAAGUCAACCACGUUUUUUUUUUUUUACUAGUAUAUCCCCUUAACAGCCACUAGGGGCACUAAAUCACACCAGCGCUAACCUGGUUUACACAGGUUUCAACAUCAAAAACCACAAAACGGAUUCAAGUCAUUUCCUAUCUGAAGUCAAAGAAAGUGAUAAUAGAGUUUUAUUUUAGUUUUUUUUUUUUUUAUUAACCUUUAUUUAACCAGAAAAAAAAAUCCCACUGAGGUUAAGAACCUUUUUUUUUACAGGGGAGUCCUGGCUUAGUUAGACAGCAGCAAAUACAAACACAGUUACAAGAUUACAUACUUAAAACAGAAAUAACACACAUUUAACAAUAAAUGGUAAAAAUAACACACACUAAUCCUAGAGCAGAGCUGUUCAGAGCUGCUGCUUCUCAUUUUCACAAUCAUCAUCUUGCUGUUUGGAUUUCAGCGUUGAAUAUGAUCUCGCAGAGACGACUGGAAGUGUGCAAUACUGAAAUGGGAAACGUGUAGGAACCCUCUCAGAGUAAACCUACAUUCUUACCAUGCAGACUAGACUAUAAGUCUCUUAGAAGUUACACAUGUAUGCAACUAAACUGCAAAUCCAAUCAUGUUUUGGAGUUUGCAUAGCAUCAUUAUGAGUACCGUACUUUCUGGGCUAUAAGUUGCACCUGACUAUAAGCCGCAGGUGUCCACAUUUUGACAUGAGAUAUUUACACAAAAAGAUGGUAAACAGGAAGAUUAUUGAAAUAUUUCUUUCCAUCCCUUCACUGCUUUUGUCCAAACAGUGUGUGUACCGUCAGUAAACGUCAGGAACAGGCUGGUUCACAAACCCACAACAGUCACUGAUCUGUGUCUUCCUCUUCUUCUGCUCAUUAAACCACUGCAGUCGUCUUCUUCAGUGUUCUUCAGUUGAACAUCC